Gongylonema pulchrum is the source of this 282-nucleotide messenger RNA. Lineage: Eukaryota; Metazoa; Nematoda; Chromadorea; Rhabditida; Gongylonematidae. The record is from the annotation of a GenBank genome assembly.
GAAUUGGCAACGGCCAUUCUAAAAGACAAGAUUAAACCGAAUCGCUUAAUUGUGGAUCAGUCGGUGAAGGACGAUAAUUCUGUAGUGAAGAUGGAUGAAUUAAAUCUGUUCCGUGGUGAUACGGUGGUGUUGAAAGGUAAGAAGCGCAAAGAGACGGUCUGUAUUGUGCUGGCCGAUGAUACAUGUCCCAAUGAUCGAGUUCGAAUGAAUCGAGUAGUACGCAAUAAUUUACGUGUUCGCUUGGGCGAUUAUCACAGCAGCACCGAACAUCAGCUACGGUAA